AUGUCUCUCCCAGCUGAAGAACAUCACCUCCAUACCCGUGCCUUCAAGCACAUGUGGGCACGACACGUCGCCCAAAAAGGCUUCGAAGACGAUGUUCAAGCCGCUGCCAAGCGCGUCAUCCAAGCCCAACAAGAGCAUCCUGAGCUUUUCCCAAAGAAAGUACACGAAGAUGAAGGUGUCAGUAAGAUUCUUGACAAGACCCAGAAGCUCACUGGUGUUGGCUUCGUCCCCAGGAAGUCCAACCAUCUUGAGAUUGGUAUCAUCGGCGCUGGUGUCGCUGGAUUUUUCACUGCCAUGGUAUUCGACUGGCUGAAUGAGCAGUGCGAAAAGGAGGGACUGAAGAUUGAGUACGACAUCAUGGAGGCUGCAAAGAUGAACAGGCUGGGAGGAAGGCUGUAUACGCAUCGGUUUUCGCAUGGUGAGCAUGAUUACUAUGAUGUUGGAGCGAUGCGAUUCCCCAACAACACUAUCAUGAAGAGGACCUUCCAGUUGUUCAAUUACAUCGGCCUCAAGCCAGGAAAAGGCGGAUUGAUCCCAUACUACAUCGGAGAUGAGGACAAUGUCUGCCCGACAUACUUCAAUGAUGUUUCCGGUGUCGGAAAUGUCUGGACGGCUGAAGCGAAUGACCCAUUCAAGUUCAAUGAGGGUCUUCCUGAUAAAGCCAAGAUCCCCGUUCACCUACUCCAAGUGAACCCUUCAGACCUAGUCAGUGAGGCUUUGGAUGACUUCAUCAAGGUGGCUGUAGAGAAGUUCAGGAAAGCCGUUGAUGAGAAUGAUGAAAAGGGACCCGAGACAACCAAGCUUUGGGCCCUCCUGAUGGAGGCUGAUAAGCUUAGCACUCGUCAGUUCCUCUCUUCGGGAGACGGUGACAGAAAGAAGAGGGAGGGCAAACCCAAGGACAAUUCUGGUCCCAUUCCCGAGGGCCCGGGGUACAACUACAACACCAUUGAGUGGCUCGAGUCUGCCACAUAUGGCACUGGCUGGUACGACCAGUCCCUCACAGAAUGCGUUCUUGAAGAACUCGACUUCGCAACUCCCAAACCAAUCGAUGGCCAACCCAACAACUACUGGUGGUGUAUCGACGGAGGCGCCCAAACCAUCGCGCACCGUAUGGCAAAAAUGAUCAAACAGCCCGUCCAAUACAACAGCCAAGUUGUCGCCAUAGACGCGCAGGUUGAAGAGCGCAAGAAGCGCAAGCCCAAGGACUUUACGUCGAUGAAACUCCGCAUCAACAAAAACCAGGUUGUCAAGGAAAAGGAGUACUUUGCUGUGUUCAAUAGCACAACGCUCGGUGCUCUUCAAAGAAUGGAUCUCAAGGAUGCGGGCCUUCUCUGGGGCACCAAGCAAGCUAUUCGGGCUUUGGGAUAUGGUGCUUCGUGCAAGGUUGGUAUCAAGUUUGAGACGGCGUGGUGGCAGAAGCCUCCGUUCAACAUCAAGAAGGGUGGUAUUGCGCAUACUGAUCUUCCUCUUCGGGUUUGUGUGUAUCCGUCCUACAACAUUGAGUCAAACGAGGGCCAGGAUUGGGACCCUAACAAGCCUGCUGUGCUUCUGUGCUCGUACACCUGGGGUCAGGAUGCACAGCGCAUUGGAUCUCUGAUCUCACCCGAGACGCCCAAGAAUGAAGAGCAGCUCCUCUCUGUGCUUCUUCACGAUCUUGCGCUGCUACACUCAAAGCAGAGCGACUACACAUACGAUCAGCUUCUCGCUCUUCUCAAGGAUCAGUAUCAGGACCAUCAUGCGUAUGAUUGGUACAGAGACGAGAACAUGUCUGGUGCUUUUGCAUACUUCGGCCCGAGCCAGUUCUCCAACAUGUGGUCAGAGAUCAUUAAGCCCAACGCCUACGGUCAACUGUAUCUCAUCGGCGAAGCCUCCUCUUCCCACCACGCAUGGAUUGUCGGCGCCCUCGAGAGUGUCAUCCGCGCAGUAUAUCUGAUGUUUGAAGGUCUUCAAAAGCAAGAACCCGACAAUGAAGCUUACAAGAAAGCCAUUGAGCUUUUGAGUAAAGAACCCGAUACUCCCAAAGAAGGCGGUGAUGUCUUUGGUGGAUUUCCGGAUGACAAGCCUCAAGAGCCGCAGAAGCUACCAUCUGGUCUUCCGUUCCACCCGUUGCCGGAGGAGAUGCCCAAGAGACAACUGGAUGCUGAUCGUGAUGCAAAGUUGGUGAGGGAUCCGUUGGAGGAUGUCAAGUUUGGUGAUGAGGUUUCGCUUCUGUUCUCGAGUGCUAUGAUCACGUUGAGUUUGAUUGAGAGUUUCUUUGAGUUGCAGGUCGAUGAGGCCAAGGACAAGCCCCAGUAA
Messenger RNA from Fusarium musae, 2295 nucleotides. RefSeq lists its product as uncharacterized. Gene Ontology annotation, molecular function: L-amino-acid oxidase activity; polyamine oxidase activity. The record is from RefSeq and is a predicted model, not a curated record. The coding region runs from base 1 to 2295 and encodes 764 amino acids. The transcript is spliced from 5 exons. NCBI's taxonomy places the organism in Eukaryota, Fungi, Ascomycota, Sordariomycetes, Hypocreales, Nectriaceae. Gene Ontology annotation, biological process: amino acid catabolic process.